Messenger RNA from Elaeis guineensis (African oil palm), 2299 nucleotides. NCBI's taxonomy places the organism in Eukaryota, Viridiplantae, Streptophyta, Magnoliopsida, Arecales, Arecaceae. The record is from RefSeq and is a predicted model, not a curated record.
GGCGGAAAGAGAGGAUCCUUCCUUCCAUUCGAUUAUCGAGGUAGAGAAGAGCCAUUCGGGCGUGAUGGCUUUUGGUUGGCCUUCUUAAAUCGAAGGAAACGCGAAUCUAAAUCAUAAAAACAAAAGAUAAUAUUUAGAAACAGAGGGAGGAGGGUCGCUGGAUCCCGGGGUGGAAAACCAGCGAGAGAGAGGGAGAGAGAUCGCUUGUGGAGUUGGUCUCGAGGAUCCGGGGGUGUGGAGCGAGGAUUUGGGCGUCAAAUCGGCUGCCGGAAAAGAUUCGAUCAACACCCCCUUUGGAUCCUCUCCGCCCCCUCUCGCUCUUCUUGCUUUGCGGAACCCCUCAGACAAAGCAAUCGGAGCCGAUUUUAGCGAGAUCUCUGGCGCCUGGAGAUAGAUGCUCCCUUUAUUUUUUUUUGAAUUGACUUCCCUUCCUUCUCCACCUCCUCCUCUUCUUAAUACAUCUCCACCCAUCACCCCAUCCCUCCAUCCAAAGCUCUCCUUCCUCGCCCCACCUUCUCCUCCUCAUUUUUUAUCUUGUUUUGUUUAGAUGCGUAUUCCUAAGAUAGAUGCGUGUCUUGGUCUUGACUUUCUCCUCCGUGGGUCUUCUUGAUCCAGGCUGUUUCGGAGUUGAUGGUGUUGAGAUUGUUCUUUUGGAUCUUGUUGAUAGGCGUCUCUUAAAUUUUGAACGUUAGAGAGAAGAAACAUUGAGUACCUGGGUUUGAACAUAUCGGUUAGAGUGUAUCUUCUUGGUGUUGUUAUUUGUUUAGUGUAUUUUUAGUGUAUGUCGUUUUGGAUCUGGGAAUGUUCUUUUGAGAUUCGUAUCAAGAUUGGGCGAAUGUUGUUUUUCCUGGGUACAAUCAAUCUUUAGAUGGAAGGGGGCUUUCAAGUGAAAGAUAAGCAUCAAGAUAGCCAGGCAUAAUGGUGCUAGAAGAAGAGCAAGCAAGAUGCAGCAAUAGCAGUAGAGGUGGUGGUAAAAAGAAGAACAAGCAGAAUAAAAUCCCUCAACGAGGUCUUGGAGUUGCUCAGCUAGAGAAGUUACGGAUAGAAGAGCAGAAAAAGAACGCUGCCUCUUCUUCCUCUAAUGCUUCACAAGGCUUGAGCCUUUUCCCCCCACAGCAGCCCAUCCUUCCCUUCUUGACGGCCACAGAUGAUCCGAAUCCGACGUUAAGGCCGGUUGUCAGUCCUGAUCCCCUGUUCAGGCAUUCCGAAGCUAUUUCGACCCCAACCAACUACCUCAACAACACCCUCCCUCAAGUGUUGGAAAAUUCCAUUUCUGAUUCAGGGAAUUCUGGCAAUGGGUUCUUGCCCAUGCUGUGGAACAGCCCUCUCAAUGCGGAGGCACUGGCUAGAAAUUUCGGUUUUCGUACUCCGCCGGAUGGUGAAUCUUUGAUCCCUGAUUGGCAGUCCUCUGGCCUUUUGCAGAGGAGGCAACAACAGCAGCUCUCACCUUUUUCAGUGGUGAACAAGGCAUUGCCACCUUCAUCGUCUGGAGUUAGUCUUCAGAUGGAGCCCCCUUCAAACCAAAGUAACUACAAUGUGUCUUCCUUCUGGCCAGAGGAGAGGGUGGUUGGCAUGAAGCGGCGAUGGCCCUUUCAUCUCGACAGCAUGCCUGGUCACACAUCCUUUCCCUGCAAAAAUCCUUCAUUCUCGAGCUCACAUCUAAAACCAAAUGAAUCUCUGCCUGACUUGAUAAAAUCUGAAACUAAAACCGCAUAUUUCAGAGGGGAAACUUCCAGUUCUAGCAUAUGUAACAUUGAACACAAAAGGUUUGUCGAUCUUGACAAUAGCAAUAAAGAAAAUGGUGGUGCCAUGGAUGGUGGUUUCCUCAGCUUAGGCCCUUCACCGACGUUAUGCAUCCCAAAACUACCCCCUACUCUUCUAGAUUAUCCUGAAUUCAGCUUUGUACCCUCUCAAGGAAGCAUGAGUGAUGCCAUCUCUUCAUCGCAACCGCCUUUCUACAGUUUCUUGCCUAUGGGACCAAACAGCUGUGAGAAAACUUUGAAUGAACCUAGAAGGGAAGCACUGGAUGGUGUUGAUCUCAACUUGAAGCUGUAGAAGUCCUGCCAAGGAAAGGUAUUUAGUGGAGGCUUAUAUUGUUGCAGCAUGUUUACGGCCAAUUAAUGUGAAGUGAGGUGUAACGGGAUUUGUUUGAAGCCUGUGUAUCUAGAGAGAGUAGCAUAUGGACUGCUUUUGUUAGAACCAAGUGUUUCAUUCAUGUCAAAUGAUUUUCCAGUUUCUGUUACUUUGGAUGUUCUUGGAUUUUUAAAGCCGUAUCACUCAGGUUUAGUUCCAAGAAAAA